This is a messenger RNA of Osmerus eperlanus (European smelt), 2090 nucleotides long. Its product is annotated as alpha-2 adrenergic receptor-like. The record is from RefSeq and is a predicted model, not a curated record. Gene Ontology annotation, cellular component: plasma membrane. NCBI's taxonomy places the organism in Eukaryota, Metazoa, Chordata, Actinopteri, Osmeriformes, Osmeridae. Bases 339 to 1625 code for a protein of 428 amino acids. The transcript has a single exon. Gene Ontology annotation, molecular function: epinephrine binding; alpha2-adrenergic receptor activity. Gene Ontology annotation, biological process: regulation of smooth muscle contraction; platelet activation; regulation of vasoconstriction.
UCUGGUGAGGAGCGCGAACGCGAUGCGCUGAAGGUAGACAGCAAUCGUCGGAGAGAGGUCGACUCCCAUGCAAUGUCAGCUGCAUGUAGGCUUUAAAAGCGGACUUGAUAUUUUCGUUAAGUCAAUUUAGUAGAAAUGUAUCUGGGGAUUAUAUCCCCGAAGAAGACUUAUUUGGCAUUCAAGUGGGGAGACGCAUUCCGCAACCAAUGUGCGUAUUUUCAUGUUUCCAAUUGCUAUUUUUAAUGGACCUUAUGUUUAUGUUAACAAAACAGACAUGAAAUUAGUGUAUUUUCGUCCUUGAAUAUACUAUCCUGGGAUCAAAUUUACAACGGGACGUCAUGGAUUGGUUUAAUUCCAGUGGAAUUGAUGCGCUUCCGUUUAUCCAUCUUAAUUCCUCCUGGUCUUUGGAUAGUGGAUAUUCCUUGGCGACUAUAGCGGGAGUAGCUGCUCUCGUAAGUUUUCUAAUAUUGUUCACAAUUGUCGGGAACGUAUUGGUUGUUAUAGCAGUGUUAACAAGCCGCGCACUGAAAGCUCCCCAAAAUCUCUUUUUGGUAUCGUUAGCCACAGCGGACAUUCUAGUCGCCACUUUGGUGAUGCCAUUUUCAUUGGCGAACGAACUUAUGGGAUACUGGUAUUUUGGAAAAGUUUGGUGUGGCAUUUACCUGGCUUUAGACGUCUUGUUUUGUACUUCAUCCAUCGUCCAUCUAUGCGCAAUCAGUUUGGACCGCUACUGGUCCGUAACGCAAGCAGUCGAGUAUAAUCUCAAACGGACCCCGAAACGAGUGAAGUGUAUUAUCAUCAUAGUAUGGCUAAUAUCUGCCUUCAUAUCAUCUCCCCCGCUGAUUUCAAUAGAUAGCAACAAGGACAAAACUUCUCAACCACAGUGUGAACUCAACGAUGACACGUGGUACAUUCUCUCAUCCAGCAUUGCAUCAUUCUUUGCUCCUUGCCUAAUCAUGAUAUUGGUGUAUAUCAGAAUAUACCAAGUAGCAAAAACCAGAACCAGAGGCAUGUCAGAGAAAAAACAAGCACAUAAUGGAUCUACCCAGACUGAGAACGACCUUAGCAAACUCAACGGAGACAGAGAGAAUGGGCACUGCCAAUGCCCACCUACACCCAGCCAGCGCACUACCAUCGGGCACACCACCGAGGUGGAGGACCUGGAGGAAAGCUCCUCUUCAGAGGGGAAAGGUCACAAACCUCCAGAUCUGAACCCAAAACGGGCCAAGCGGGUGAGCCGGAAGGAAAGUUCCCUCUCCAAACACUCCAGCCGCAUUUCACGAGCCAGUAACAAAUCCAUGGACCUCUUUGCCUCCAGAAAGAAAAGGAGGAGGAGCUCAGUAUCUCAGAAAAAGGUUUCCCAGGCCAGGGAGAAGAGGUUCACCUUUGUGCUGGCGGUGGUCAUGGGGGUGUUUGUAGUCUGCUGGUUCCCCUUCUUUUUCAGCUACAGCCUGUAUGGAGUAUGCAGGGACUCCUGCAAGAUCCCCGAGCCCCUAUUCAAGUUCUUUUUCUGGAUUGGUUACUGCAACAGCUCCCUCAAUCCAGCUAUUUACACCAUCUUCAACCAGGAUUUCAGGCGAGCCUUCCAUAAAAUUCUUUGCAAGUCAUGGAAAAAGUCAUUUUAGAUAAAUGGACUUUGUUCUCACAGUGCGAAGGUUACGAUGAUAAAUUGAGAACUUUGUAAAAUCUAAAACUGAACUGCACACCAAAUGUGGUUAAUCUGAGAGUCCUUGGUCAUAUUGCUGUUUCCAGCCUACAUUCUGUAUUUGCCAUUCAUGUGUGUGUGUGUGUGUGUGUGUACGCGAGAAAAGGUUCUCUCGGCAGAGUGCUGCUCAAUGCUUUAAUGUGAUGACGUUCAACACUCCAACGCCGUACCUUUUCAGCCAAAGUGACAGCAGGUGGUCCUUCCAGCUUUCCUCUCGUUGUUCUAAUGUAAACUUACAAGGGACUUAAGCUUGAUGCAUCCGUUUUAAUAUGUUGUCUUGUCAUGCUCAUUGACUCCCAAGUGGACCCAAGGGAUACAGUAAAAUAAAAAUUUAAGGGGCUGAUAUCAUUUUUUUAAUGGUGUGGUUCAAUUAAGUUAUUUAUAG